Messenger RNA from Hyla sarda, 789 nucleotides. RefSeq names its product olfactory receptor 8U9-like. NCBI's taxonomy places the organism in Eukaryota, Metazoa, Chordata, Amphibia, Anura, Hylidae. The record is from RefSeq and is a predicted model, not a curated record. The transcript has a single exon. The coding region runs from base 16 to 789 and encodes 257 amino acids. Gene Ontology annotation, cellular component: membrane. Gene Ontology annotation, biological process: G protein-coupled receptor signaling pathway. Gene Ontology annotation, molecular function: olfactory receptor activity; G protein-coupled receptor activity.
UACCUCCAAACACCCAUGUAUUUCUUUAUUAAACAUUUGGCUGUUUUAGACAUGUGUUUUAUCUCAACAAUAGUUCCAAAAUUGUUGGCAAGCCUCAUUUCAAAAUGGUCCACAAUAUCCUUUGGUGGAUGUGUAAUUCAGCUCUUCUUUUUUCUGGCCUUGGCAGCUACAGAAUCCAUUCUUCUAGCUGCUAUGUCAUAUGACAGAUAUGUGGCCAUUUGCAACCCCUUACGUUAUACUGCUAUUAUGAGCAGAGAGGUCUGCAUACAGCUUUCUACAACCUCAUGGACAAUUGGAGGUGUUUACUCCACUAUUCACACCAUCAACACCUUCAGAUUGCAUUUCUGCAGAUCCAACGUCAUUGAACAUUUCUUCUGCGAUCUUCCACCUUUACUGAAAAUUGCCUGCUCAGACAUCAGACCAAAUCAAAAUAUGAUUUAUGGUAUAGGCGCUGUUUUAAUUUUACCAUGUUUUCCUUUAACACUAGUCUCGUAUGUGUUCAUCUUACGUGCUAUAAUGAGAAUCCACUCUGUAAAAGGACAAAGAAAAGCAUUUUCAACUUGUGUUUCUCAUUUGGUCACAGUAGGGUUGUUUUAUCUUACUGGUAUAUCUGUGUACUUACGGCCUAAAGCCUCUUCCCUUGCUUUAUAUCAAGAUAAAAUCAGUGCUGUGUUCUAUACUAUUCUUGUUCCAAUGGUAAAUCCAAUUGUAUAUAGUUUGAGAAACAAGGAGUUAAAACAAGCAAUAAAAAAGACUCUUACAGGCAGGGGGCCCUUAAGAAAGAUAUAA